Molecule: messenger RNA, 864 nt
Organism: Acanthosepion pharaonis
Lineage: Eukaryota; Metazoa; Mollusca; Cephalopoda; Sepiida; Sepiidae
Source: the annotation of a GenBank genome assembly
AUGUGUUUGGAUGUGAGAAUGGUACAAUCUUACACUCUUAUUUCUCUCUCUUUUAAGCUUAUUUCAUUCUUCUUUGCUUUAUUUUUCUUUCUUUCCUUCCUUCCUUCCUAUUUUCCCUUAUUUUUCUUUCUUCCAUUCUUUUUUCUUUCUUUCCUGUUUUUUUUUCUUUCUUUUUCUUUCAUUCUUUCUUCUUUCUUCCUUUCCUUCCUUUCUUGUCUGUCUUUCUUUCUUUACUUCCUUCCCAUCUUUUCUUCUUUUUUUUCUUUUGUCAUUCAUUCGUUCCUUCUUUCCUGUCUUUUUUCAUUCUUUUGUUCUUUCUUUCUUUUUUCUUUCUUGUCUUUCUUUCUUUUUAUCAUUCUUUUUCUUUUUUCUUUUUUUUCAUUUCAGCUUCUUAUCAUUCAUUUUCUCCUUCAUUCUUUUCCAUCUCUCUUCAUAUUGUUUUGUUUUCAUCUUUCCUUCUGCAGCAAGCAAUUUAUUCUACUCUUCCACCCACUUUUUCAGUUCCUACAUCUCUUUCUUUUAAAGUUUUCCCAGUUUUUACUCCUCACUAUUCCUGACUACAUUCAUUUUUUUCUUUCUUUUUCCCUCUUUCUUCCAAUACUUUCUUUUUACUUAUCAUUCUCUCUGCAUAUCUUAAUCUUCCCAUUUCUGGCUAUCAAUUUUUUUUCUCUUUCAUUUAACUCUUUAAUCGCUUCUUAUAUUCUUUUAUAUUCCUUUGCUAGCCCCUCUCUCUCUCUUUCUUUUUUUUUUAUUUUCUAUAUUUCCCCAUUUCCUCUCCCUUGUGUAUCUGUCUCUAUUCACUAUUACUUCUCUUUCUUACUUUUAUUUCAUUUACCUUCCACUACCCCCAACAUUGAAGCUUAA